Apis mellifera (honey bee) is the source of this 2955-nucleotide messenger RNA. Its product is annotated as SET and MYND domain-containing protein 4. The coding region runs from base 872 to 2764 and encodes 630 amino acids. The transcript is spliced from 10 exons. The record is from RefSeq and is a predicted model, not a curated record. Lineage: Eukaryota; Metazoa; Arthropoda; Insecta; Hymenoptera; Apidae. Gene Ontology annotation, molecular function: protein binding.
CGGAAGCGGGAACAGAUCGAUGAUGGAACGUGUGUCGAGCGAAUCGUUUCGAAAGAAGUAUUAUUCGCACAUACGGUUGAAAAGACUGAAAAGUAAAAUGGAAAAAAAUCACGAGACGAAGAAGGGUUGAUAACCCCUGACGCCUGUUGCUAGGCAAGGCAUCGAACGAUGCAUCGCUGGAUGGUGCAACAAGACGCGGAGAGAUUUCAAUUGAAAUCGAACUCUGAUUCGAACUCGUUCCCAUUGCACUGUAAUCGUUCUUCUACCGCGUGAUUACUCGCACGUCGUUUCUCCGACAAUGAGAACGAUUCGUGGACGCUCGUCCAUAUUCGUCAAUAUUCGCCACUGGUCGACACGGGAGAGGGGAGAUAGGGGCGGCCUUACGUAACGUCGCCGCACCUGCGUUCAAUGCCGCUACGAUAUUUUCUGCGAACGGAAAUACACGAGACUCGACGAAUGUAGGUCAACUUUGUGUUUUCGUCGUUACGAUAUUUACGAAACGUAACGAGAACAAACGUCGAGAAAACGGAUGAAAAAGAAUUGAUUCUUUUUUUUUUCUUUUCUUUUCUUCUCGAAACUGUGGCCCGCAUUGCGUUUCGGGAAAAAGAAAGCAUCGUAUUAUUACGAAACGUGUUGACCGAUUUCGUCAUCGACACUCGCGUGAUGAUUGCUUCGCGUCGUUUCUUCGAUUUAUCUCUGUACAAGCGAGGACGUGGCACGAGUCGCCGGGGAACAGUGGAUCUCGAAGGUGUUCGGACGACUGACCACCGACGAGGAACGAGUUCGAACUGUUUUCACCGACGGAAAGAUAAAGGGCGCUGUGCUGGAAACGUUGAAUCGCACGGAGAUCCUUUAUCGUGACAAAGAUGCAAUGGCGUCUAGAGCGAGAAGACUCGAAGGAUUCGAAGCUUUGGCAGCGGAGGAAAGGAGGAAGGCGUUGUUGCUGUUCAGUCAAGCUAUUCUUCGAGCUCCCCUUCCAGGGAAAUGCAAGACAGUCGAUCGAGGAUUAGGAUUGCCACUUGCGUUCCUAGCUAGAGCCGAAGCUUUUCUCACGUGGAACGAAUACCGGUUCGCCCUGGAAGAUUUGACUUUUGUCGAAGAGAUGAAUCAUCUUCUGCCAAACGAGUUAAGAACAAUGUUGGCUCGGAAGAAAGAAACAUGCGAGAAAUUCUUACGUGCAAAUGAGAAAAGCCUAGUAUCUAUAGAACAGGUGUCGGAUCGAAGAAAUGGAGCACUGGUUGCCACCGAGGAGAAAUAUGUAUUAAAAGGUGGUGAAAAUCCUCGCCUGCCAGGAGCCUCGACUUUCCUCGACGUUGAAGAAACGGUGAAUGCUGGCAAACGAGUGAUCGCGGCCAAGAAUAUCGAACCUGGGAAUCGAUUGAUCAUUGAAUCGCCGCACGCGGCUAUUCUGCUUCCAGAAUUCUUCGGUACCCAUUGCCAGCACUGCUUUUCAAGAUUCAAAGCUCCAAUAGGAUGUCCGGAUUGCAGCAGCGUGGCGUUCUGUGGAAGAAAGUGCAGGGAUACAGCUUUGGCCAGCUACCACAAAUACGAGUGCAAAAUUCUGGUCCUGUUGAUAGGCUCGGGGAUGAGCGUUUUGAGCAUGCUCGCCUUGCGAAUGGCGACUCAAGUCGGUCCAGCCGGCUGCCUCCGCAUCCACCGAGCAUUAAAUCGUCAAGAUUCUGCGGCGGACGGGGAGGAAAUUGCAGAAUCAUCGACGAUAACAACAACGGCGGAGAAACUGAGCAAAUCGGCGAAGCGUCGUUCGAGAAGGAAGAAACUGCGCGACUCGAGGCGGGCAAAGGGGGAGGAAACGGUGGAGGAGGAACGUCGGGAAAUAAAGGGAGAGGAAGGGGAGGAUGGGGAGAAAAUGGCGGAAAAUGUGGAUCUGCGAGUAUACGAUCUCGUAACGCAUGAGAAACGAAGGACGGCCAAGGACUUUUUCGAAAGGUCGUUGAUGGCAGCGUUCCUUUUCAAGUGCUUACAGAAGGUUGGAUUCUUCGAUAAUCCUUCGAGCAACGAAGAGACGCCCAACGAUCGAGAGAUCGCAGUGGCUAGUCUGCUGCUGAAACAUCUUCAGUUGUUGCAAUUCAACGCACACGAAGUAUUCGAGACGCGACUUGGAAUGGAGCACCGGUUUCGUGGUAGCAAACCUAUCUAUAUAGGAGUAGCCAUUUAUCCGACAGUUGCCCGAUUCAAUCACGAUUGUUAUCCGGCGGUAACCAGAUAUUUUCUCGGCCGUUGUAUCGUGAUUCGAGCAAUUCGCAGUCUCCGACCAGGAGACGUAGUCGCUGAAAAUUACGGGCCCAUAUUCACAAAACGAAACUUGGAGGAGAGACGAAGAAAUCUGGCUGGAAGAUAUUGGUUUUUCUGCGAAUGCAAUGCCUGUCGUGAAAACUGGCCAUGCUUGGAAAUUAUGACAAACGAUGAUGUUAGACUGAGAUGUCCAACCAAAGGGUGCUCAAACAUUCACCAACGUCCACGAAAUUCCAGCAAAUCCAUCUUCGAAUGCUCCUCUUGUCGACGAAAAAUUGACUUGAGAAAACCGUUGGACCACGUGCGCGAAUGCGAACAACUAUACGCUCGAGGAUUUGAAGCAAUGGAAAAAGAACAACCCGAGAAGGCACUGGAGGCAUUCUUCGAAGCGACGAGCAAAUUUCACAAAAUUGCUAUGCCGCCUCACAAAGAUACUCACUUGGCUGAAAUUGCAGCGAGCGCGUGUAUGGCGGACGAAGGGAACGUUUACCGACUCGAUUCUUUCCUUUGAUCUCUCGUUUCGCGCGAAUUUGCUACCAUCUACUUGACUAACAACGAAACAGGAAUUGAAGAAAUGAAACUAACAGGAGUAGAAAAACAAAAAAAAAUGGUGAUUAUUUUACCUUCAUCGUAGUUUGAUCGUUUGAGCAACAUUUAUCUCGAUAAAUAAUGAUGAUUAAAAUAAAAAGAUAUUUCAAAGAA